AUGGCAACCGCGUCGCCCAGAUCCUCGACCCCCGGGCGAGGCCAGGAGCUUCCUCCCAUCACCGAAAACCACAGCAACAGCACCUCCAACUCCAAGGACCAGCGCAAAUCGUCUUCUCUCGGUUUCCUUCGCCGCUCCAAGUCUACUGAACCGUUAGGUGAACGGAAACUCUCUGGAAGCAGAACCAAGAGAUCCAAAACCCAAGCAAUGGAGGAGGAACGCCGCCAGAGAGAGGCCAUGCCCAAGCAACCUCCUCGUCUUCCUGACCUGUCCCCCACCCCCAGACUCGAGACCUUUGGAGGUGAUGACCGUCCCGACAGCGUCGCCAUGUUCUCUGCCAGGCCGUAUGAGAAUACUGCUGCUCCUGGAACUGCGCUGAGCUCGCCUGCUCCUUCUGUCUACCCUGACCCGUAUGCACGCACUGAAAGCAUGACCCACCGUGGACGCUUUAGCUAUGCCAGCAGUGCUGUCAGUACCUCCAAUAACCCUCGCAGACUGCGUCGUCGCAAGGAUCCUACGCCAUACAAUAUUCUCGUGAUUGGUGCACGAAACUCGGGAAAGACCUCGUUCCUUAACUUCCUCCGCAAGUCUCUGACCAUGCCACCGCACAAACAUCCCUCUCGUUUGCCGGAAGAGUUCGAGGAAAUCCAACGCCAUUCUGGCUCGAACGACGGCUUCACUUCUCACUAUCUGGAAACCGAUUUCGAUGGAGAGCGGGUAGGGCUGACCCUGUGGGACUCCCAAGGCCUGGAGAGGAACAUUGUCGACAUCCAGCUGCGUGGAGUAACCAACUUCUUGGAGGGCAAAUUCGAAGAAACCCUGAACGAGGAAAUGAAGGUGAUUCGCUCGCCAGGCGUCCGAGACACCCAUAUCCACUGCACCUUCUUGAUCCUUGAUCCCGUGCGCUUGGAUGAGAACAUUGCUGCCGCUGAACGGGCGGCCAAUGGAAAACCUAAGCGCUCUGACUCUCCUGUUGUUGGUAUCUUGGACAAGUAUCUCGACCUUCAGGUCCUGCAGACCGUACUGGGCAAGACCACCGUUGUGCCGGUCAUCAGCAAAGCAGACACAAUCACCACCGCUCAUAUGGCUUACCUGAGGAAGGCCGUCUGGAACAGCUUGAAGCAGGCCAACAUCGAUCCCCUUGAGGUUCUUACAUUGGAAGACCAGGAAUAUACUUCUUCGGAGAGUGCAGACGAAGAGGAAACGACGCCUACAGAAUCGCAGCACGAAGGUACGCAGCCCGAGGCGACCCCCGAGGCGACCCCCGAGGCGACCCCCGAGGCAGAAAACCCUGACCAGGACAAGGAAGCAUCUGCGAUGUCGAAGUCGGAGCCAGUGCCAUCGGACGAAAAGGCUGAAUCCCAGAACCCACCAUCCGAACGAAGUCGCAAGUCCUCUGGGUCCGAAGCGGUUGCUAAGAGCCUCCCGUUCUCGAUUCUCUCGCCUGACCCGUACUCGUUGGAGGCCGGCGACGAGCCUGUUGGCCGCAGGUUCGCCUGGGGAUUCGCUGACCCGUACAACCCCGAGCACUGCGAUUUCGUUAAGCUGAAGAAUCACGUCUUCAACGACUGGCGAUCGGAACUCCGGGAGGCUAGCCGUUUGAUCUGGUACGAGAACUGGAGAACCAGCCGGCUGAACCGCAAUGGUAUCCAUGCCGCCCCUCCUCAGAGGAAGGCGUAUGGCGGACGAAUGGGCCCAUUUGACGGGCGUCGGACUCGGUAA
Messenger RNA from Aspergillus chevalieri, 1722 nucleotides. It is a transcript of the gene aspE, whose product is annotated as septin. Bases 1 to 1722 code for a protein of 573 amino acids. The transcript is spliced from 2 exons. Gene Ontology annotation, molecular function: GTPase activity; molecular adaptor activity; GTP binding. Gene Ontology annotation, biological process: cytoskeleton-dependent cytokinesis. The record is from RefSeq and is a predicted model, not a curated record. NCBI's taxonomy places the organism in Eukaryota, Fungi, Ascomycota, Eurotiomycetes, Eurotiales, Aspergillaceae. Gene Ontology annotation, cellular component: septin ring; cell division site; septin complex.